UUUUUUGAGGCUUGUCCACAUCGAAUCCUCUUGCUUUCACGUUCUUUAACCAAAUCCUAACCUUAAAGCAAAUUAAUCUAUAAACAAACAAGGAAUCUCUCUCUCUCUCUUUUUCAAGCCAAAUAAAGAACGAAACUUCUUUCAUCAAGGUCUCUCCGUUUUUUCCCUCAACUCAAUUCCAGUGUAGAGCUCAUGGACGAAUCCCCAAAAGAUCACCCCGGAAGCGCAGUCAGAGUCGGAACUGCCAGUUUCGACUAUUCAUCAUCAACCACAAGCGUCCACGUCACCGCUUUGGAUGGUAUUGUCAACGUCAACUCUCUCUUCACCAUCGCUGUGUUUGUGGGGCUUUCAUUGACUACGCCUGGACAACAGAGCCUGGAGCCCACCUCAGCUUGCAAUGCUAGCAUUGACAUUGCUAGAAAUCUUCUGGUGUUCGAGGUUGUGUCCUUCAGCUUCUUUCUCUUCUCGUCUUUAGUUGCUCAAGGUUUGAAACUGGCUCUUAACUUGAUCAAUAGUAAGAACGUGGAUGAAGCUUUUAAAGCCCACAUUAAUAUAAAUGUUUUGAGGUUUGGGAUGUUGGCUUCAGCGACUGGGUCGGUGAUGGGUUGCUUGUUUUUGAUGCUUUCAAUUAUUAAUGUUAUUCAGAUCCGGUUGGGGACAUUGGGUUGUGGGAGUAAAUCUACCAUUCAUGCUGUUUCUACAUUGCUUGUUUUGGUUACUUCUGCUCUCAUUGUUUAUAUUUCCACUGUUGUUUUUGCUUUCUUGCAUUAGAAAGUUUUUUUUAAUGUAUGUUCUGUAAGUUUAUCCAUGGGGAUUUAUGUAAUUUAAAUGUAAAAAGAUUGUUAGCUACUCUAGCUGCCUCAAUACAGUUGAAAUUUUGAUGGUC
Molecule: messenger RNA, 886 nt
Organism: Mangifera indica (mango)
Lineage: Eukaryota; Viridiplantae; Streptophyta; Magnoliopsida; Sapindales; Anacardiaceae
Exons: 2
Coding region: 193-771 (192 amino acids)
Source: RefSeq, a predicted model, not a curated record